Heterobilharzia americana is the source of this 2220-nucleotide messenger RNA. NCBI's taxonomy places the organism in Eukaryota, Metazoa, Platyhelminthes, Trematoda, Strigeidida, Schistosomatidae. The record is from the annotation of a GenBank genome assembly.
CUUCAACUUGUGACGAAGACAAAGAUUCUAGGAUGAGAGUGCUUCACUUUGGCAAAUAAGCUUGGCUGCACUAAUUUGAAUAAUGUCGCUACCCUGCUUUAAUGAUGUUGCGUUGUGCGUUGAAAUAAGUUUUUGUGGUUACUUCCCCUCUGCUGUGAUCAGUCCUAAUAAAUUGGCCUAGUUCAACAUGCGUGUUUUGGAGUUUUAUUCAGGAAUAGGAGGAAUGCAUGUCGCUUUCCAAAAAUCGACUGUGAAUCACGAAGUAGCUGCUGCUGUCGAAAUAAAUGAUGUUGCAACUUCUGUAUAUAAGCACAACUUUCCGAACACGCUGGUAUUGAAUCGUGUUAUUGAAAGUUUGAGCGCUGACUUUAUACGCAAUUUGAAUGCAAAUGUAUGGAGUCUUUGUCCACCCUGUCAGCCGUUUACGAGGCUGGGAAAACGAAUGUGUGAAGCGGAUAGCAGAACUUCUUCGUUUUUACAUAUCCUUGACUUGAUCGCUAUCUUGAAACCGGAAGGAAUUAUACUGGAAAAUGUAAAGGGAUUUGAACAUUCAGAGCCAUGGCGACAACUGAUAGAAGUCCUGAACACAUCUAAUUAUGAAUAUCAUCAGUUUCUGCUUUCACCUGUACAGUUUGGCAUACCUAAUUGUCGUCUUCGUUUUUAUCUUGUCGCUCGUCUACGAUCAUUAUCAUGGAACACAAAACUUCAAAUGGGUGAUUCCAACUCUAUUGAUUUGAAACCAUCGAUUGAUUUGCCCCGUUUACCCGGUUGUUUAUGUGCUUUUUGUUGUGGCCUUAUCAGGCAUAUAAAAUGUACAGAUGAUAAUUUUGCUGAGUAUAUACAAUUUUGUCGACCAAUAUCAGAGUUUUUAUUGUCACCAAACAACAAUCACAAUAGAAUAUUGCAUUUUUUAGAUGAAAAAUGCCUUCAACGUUAUUUCCGUAUACUUGAUAUUGUCCGACCUUGUGAUAAAAAAACACGUUGUUUUACAAAGGGUUAUGCAAAACGAAUGGAAGGUACAGGAUCUAUAUUACAAACAUCUAUGGAAGAUGAAACAACUGAAAAGAUAACAAAGUAUUAUGAAGCUAAUAAAGAAGAUGAACAUGUUAUGCUUCAGUAUGCUGGACAGUUGAGAUUACGCUUCUUUCAUCAUCGUGAAGUUGCUAAUAUGUUGUGUUUCCCAAAGGAUUUCGAUUUUCCAGAACAUGUAACAGAGAAACAACGCCUUCGCUUGCUGGGUAACAGUGUGAAUGUACUGGUUGUCAGUCAUUUAAUUUACUGGGCCUUCGGGGUGACACAAUGAUUUUUUCGUAUACCUCGGACUGUACAGAAAAAGGUUGUUUUUAUCAAUUUUAUAACUUGAAUAAAGAUUGUAUUUUCGUACAGUGCACAGCUAAGAGUCAGCCUUUCAAAUCAAUUAUUACCAAAUCGUUUUUCACAAAUAAAGUAAUGUAAAUUAGUUUUCCGUCAAUAAACAACAGCAGAUUUUCUUUGGUUAUUUUGAGCAAACAAUCAGCUUUUCGCCAAAGUCCACUGCAAACCGGCUUUUCCACCUUCUCCACGAUUUUUCCCACUUGUGAUGGAGUUAAGGUUCUCUGGUGGUCACCAAUUUUUCCACGACGCAUGAAUCUAGUGCCUUCUUUCGUAGACCACAGUCCCAUAUCUUUCAUCCAUUCGAAAUUCGUUGUGCGGUUUCCAGACAUUUUCUCAAACGAACAGUGUUCCGCCAACUCAGAAAUUUGACUACAUGUCAGUCUUUUUGGACGACGUGAAUUGUCGGGCCCAUCAACCCAGGUUUCGUGUAUAAAUUCUUCUAUGAGUUUCAGUGUUGCAUGCGGAUCACACUUGAACAUUUCGUAAGUAAUAAGAAGUACUUUGGGUCUAACAUCAUUUUUCUGGUCAUCUUUCUUUCUAAAAAGCUGGUUGCAGCUUCGUAGUAACUUCUAACAUGUCUGCACCAAGGACUAUAGGGUAGUUUGUCAUCCAAAAACCUGCGUACAAAUCCUUCCAAGCCUUCUAAGUUUUGAUAUCCAGCUGGAACAAAGCACCUGACAAAGUGGUAAUAUGAAACGACAACAUCACGAGGAUCACGCACAAUGUAAACAAUACGUGUGCAUUCACCAUUUCGAACCUUAGAGAUAAGAGUUGAAGUUAACGGUUCAGUAUUUUUUAUAUGUACAAAAUUAUAAAUUCUAAGAAUAAACAUAAAACUCAUUUAUC